CCUUGUCCCCUGCGCCAUGGCUCCGGCUAGGAAGGGCGGCAGUCGGGCCAAGACCAGCUCCUUACGGAGCCGCAAGCUCGCCUCCUUCCUGAAGGACUUCGACCGCGAAGUGCAAAUACGGUCCAAGCAGAUUCAGUCGGACGCGCAGAACCUCCUCAAGGAGAUCGACAACCUGUACAACAUCGAGAUCCUGCGGCUGCCCAAGGCCCUGCGCGAGAUGAACUGGCUCGACUACUUCGCUCUUGGAGGAAGCAAGCAGGCUCUGGAGGAAGCAGCAACCGCUGAUCUGGAUAUCACAGAAAUCAACAAACUGACAACGGAAGCUAUUCAGACACCCCUGAAAUCUGCCAGAACACGAAGGGCAGUGCAGCUGGAUGAAAUGAUAAUGGAAGAAGAAGAGAAUAAAAAUAAUCGUCAAACUGCACGAGUCAAGAGGUGCCCUCCAUCCAAGAAAAGAGCCCAGUCCAUACAAAGGAAAAGCAGGAGUAAAAGGUCAAGCCACUGUAACAUUGUGACCCCCGCUCUGAGCCGUCUAGAGUUGUCCCUGGUGAAACCAACCCCAGGCCUGACUCCCAGGUUCGACUCCAGGGUGUUCAAGACCCCGGGCCUGCGCACUCCGGCAGCCCGGGAGCGGAUCUACAACAUCUCCGUGAACGGAAGCCCUCUCGCAGACAGCAAAGAGAUUUUCCUCACCGUGCCCGUGGCAGGUGGCGAGAGCAUGCGGUUACUGGCCAGUGACCUGCAGAGGGUUGACAUCGCACAGCUGGACCCGGAGGCCAUCGGCAACAUCAGGAAACUCUCUACCCGUCUUGCCCAAAUCUGCAGCAGCAUACGGACUCAGAAAUGAGGCUGCAUUUCCAAGACACCAGACACGGCAGAAGGGACCUUCUGCAGGCACUUCUGAAACCUGAAGAGACCUCUCCCCUCUGAGC
Molecule: messenger RNA, 932 nt
Organism: Sorex fumeus (smoky shrew)
Lineage: Eukaryota; Metazoa; Chordata; Mammalia; Eulipotyphla; Soricidae
Gene: CDCA8
Product: cell division cycle associated 8
Exons: 10
Coding region: 17-847 (276 amino acids)
Biological process (GO): mitotic sister chromatid segregation
Cellular component (GO): spindle midzone; chromosome, centromeric region; chromosome passenger complex
Source: RefSeq, a predicted model, not a curated record